Molecule: messenger RNA, 860 nt
Organism: Tinamus guttatus (white-throated tinamou)
Lineage: Eukaryota; Metazoa; Chordata; Aves; Tinamiformes; Tinamidae
Gene: ACER3
Product: alkaline ceramidase 3
Biological process (GO): ceramide metabolic process; phytosphingosine biosynthetic process
Cellular component (GO): endoplasmic reticulum membrane
Molecular function (GO): N-acylsphingosine amidohydrolase activity
Source: RefSeq, a predicted model, not a curated record
AUGGCGGGCGGGCCCAGGGCCGCCCCCUUCCCCCUCGGCGGCGGCCAGGCCGGGCCCGGCGCUUCCCUCGCCCCUUCCCGCUCCCUUCCCUUCCUCUCCCCGCUCUCGUUCGCCGAGUUCUGGAACACAGUGAGUAACCUGAUUUUCAUUCUACCUCCAAUCUAUGGUGCGAUUCAGACCUAUAAAGAUGGCCUUGAAAAACGGUAUUUAGCUGCGUAUUUGUGUCUCACAGCUGUGGGAUUGGGAUCCUGGUGCUUCCACAUGACCCUGAAGUAUGAAAUGCAGCUGUUGGAUGAACUGCCAAUGAUAUACAGUUGUUGUGUGUUUGUCUACUGCCUGUAUGAAUGUUUCAAGUAUAAGAACACAGUCAAUUAUCCGCUGCUUUUCCUGUUAAUAACAUACAGUGUUGUCGUCAGCAUAGUUUACUUAAAUUUGAAAGAGCCAGUAUUCCAUCAGAUCAUGUAUGGAACACUAGUCUCCAUUAUAGUUCUACGAUCUGUGUAUAUAGUAUUAUGGGUAUACCCAUGGCUUAGAGGUCUGGGCUAUACAUCUUUAACUGUAUUCUUAAUGGGAUUUUUCCUCUGGAAUGUGGACAACAUUUUCUGUGAUAAAUUAAGGGCACUACGAGAGAAGAUGCCUCCUGUUGUGGGAGCUGUGACACAGUUUCAUGCUUGGUGGCAUAUACUUACAGGCCUGGGCUCUUACCUGCAUAUCCUCCUGAGUUUAUACACAAGGACACUUUUUCUGAAGCACAGGCCAAAGGUGAAGUUUGUUUUUGGAAUAUGGCCUGUUCUUCUGGUGGAGCCACCCAAGAAACUUUGAUGGAGAUGGAGGCAGCUGCAUUGAACCAUCUAGCCUGG